Drosophila virilis is the source of this 3224-nucleotide messenger RNA. RefSeq names its product glycerophosphocholine phosphodiesterase GPCPD1. Gene Ontology annotation, biological process: glycerophospholipid catabolic process. NCBI's taxonomy places the organism in Eukaryota, Metazoa, Arthropoda, Insecta, Diptera, Drosophilidae. Gene Ontology annotation, molecular function: starch binding; glycerophosphocholine phosphodiesterase activity. The record is from RefSeq and is a predicted model, not a curated record.
AAUAGAAAUAUUAACAAAAAAAUGAAAUUAGAAACAGGUUGCAGUUGGGUUCAAUAUACUGCGAAAUACCUGUUCACAGUCAAAACUGGCUACCCGUGAAUUAAUUAUGCGAUUUUCGGUUUUAUUUCCGAUUUCUUUUUACUUUAUUCGAUUUUAAGAGGUGAUCUUCCACAUUCUUAUUAUAAUCUUAACACUUUCAUGGACCCGGGUAUAUCUACAUUCUAAAGUGUAAUAUUAAGUCAAACUUGGCAUAAAAAAGGGGAGACGGACAGCUCGAAUAUAUUAGUUUCUUUUUUAUCUACUAUCUACUCGUAUCUACUGUGCUGUAAAGUUAUCUAAAAGCCUGCUGAGCUUGGCUGCGAUCAACAUUGAUUUGUUGUGGGCCAUCAUUUCUCUCAGUGCAAUUACAGCUGAUUUACAGCCACAAAACUAUGCUGAACAUUUGGAAGUUCUUUCAUUUGAUCGUCUGUAAGCGCCGGGUUAAGAACUCAUCCAAAAAGAAGAAGAGAGUCUCCGAGUGGGUUCGUCAUAGCCAACGCGUCGCGCUGUCCGCGUUUCGUGGUUGAAGAAAACAAGUUUCUUUAUUCGAGGCGAGAUGACGCUGCCGCUUAAUUUGGAGGAGAAGAAAAAUGUAUCGAGUGCUAAAAUCAAUUAGCAUACUCUAUAAGAUCGCUUUGUUGUGGCCAUUGUUUUGCACAGCGGCAGCCACAGUCAGCCCCACGCUGAAUGGAACGUCUGUCUUAGGUCGCGCGCAGCUGCAGGCGCAGGCCUUCAAGCCAUUUCAUGCUGAGCGGCACGCACAACUAACCGGACGUAGUUUUCUCUGCUUGCCCUUUUUUCGUGUAUUCAAUCUGGAGCUGCGGCCGGGCCAGCAGUUGGCAGCGGAUGAAGAGAUCGCCGUUAGCGGGGAUCAUCGUGCGCUGGGCGCCUGGAGCAUUGCCAAGGCGCUGCCAUUGCGUGCCCAGAACAAGCAGCGCAGCAGAUGGUAUUUGCGACGUUGGAUAUGCGCCAGUCAUCGUGUCUAUUAUCGCUAUCUCGUCUACACGCUGGACGCGGCCGGCGAGCGUGUGCUGCGUCGCUGGGAGGGGCAGCAGGUGCCGCGCAUGCUGCAGACCUUUGAGAUUUAUCGCUCCCCGGGCGUGGACAUUUUCGGCGAGGCCUAUCCGCGCUCGGUGGGCGGCGGGCACUUGCUGGAGCCUGGCUGGCUGCAGCGCGAAUAUGUCAUUGAGCUGAAGUUCGUUUGGGAGCAGCACCUACAAAUCGCCGGGCUGAACAACCAGGAGAAACUGCGCCUGAAGCUCCGAUCGCUCAGUGUGCUGGAUAACGCGCUAAUUGAGGUCUCGCGCUAUGCCUAUAAUCGUUCCUCCUUCCGGCCGCAGAGCCGGCUGGGCGUCCGUUAUGCCGCCGGCGCCAUAAUCAUCUAUCGCAUCAGCCAAGCGCUGGAUGUGUCCAAUGCCUUACGGCUAGACAUAUACGGCCUGGAUGGCGGCCAGCUGCCCUUGGGCGAGGCCUAUAUAAUGCCCGAGCAGCUGCGCGGCAGUCGCGGCAUUCUGCAGCUGCCCAUACAGGGUCAGCUCACACAGCAGGUCAUCGGUCAGCUGACGCUGCCCUACUUGGUGGUGCGGCCCAUGCCGAAUGCAGCUGCCAGCAAUUUGCGUGUUAGCUUUCAACGGUACUGGCCCAGCAAUUGGCCCACCCUGGACGUGGGCAAUCGUGGCCUGGGUACCAGCUUUUACCAAACAAGCAAUCAGCUGGUGGAGAACACCAUCGAGAGCUACCUGGCCGUGCCCAGGGCCAAAGGUGACAUGGUGCACCUGGACGUGCAAUUGACCAGAGAUUAUGUGCCUGUCGUUUGGCGUGGCUUUGGCUUCUUUACCACCAAGCAGGCGACCACACAACCCAUAGUGGAUCGCUUCGAUUUGCGCCAUGUGCUCAUCCGGCAGCUGAGCUACGCCGAGCUGAAGUCCAGCCGUGUCUUCAUACUGAAGAGGUGGUCCCUGCAGGAGUACACACACUUGAAUGUGCGCAAUGUUAGCCAGCCCCAGCGGCUAUUUCCCAAAUUGGAUGAAGUAUACGAGGCGCUGCCCAAGUCUCUGGGCCUGAUCGUGGAGAUCAAGUGGCCGCAGCUCAUGGCAUCGGGCGUGAUGGAGUCGACGCAGUCGCUCAACAAGAACGUGUUUGUAGACAGGAUUAUAGAGGUCACAGCGCGUUAUGGCUGCGGACGCCCGCUAAUCUUUGCCAGCUUCGAUGCGGAUAUAUGCACCAUGAUACGGCUGAAGCAGACGGCCUUUCCGGUCAUGCUCAUGACCACGGGCCGCACGGACAUUUGGGAUGCCUAUAUGGACCUGAGAACCCAGACUUUUCUGCAAGCCGUCAACUUUGCCGAAAGCGCCGAGCUGCUCGGCACGGCGACGCAUGUCCAAAACUUUCAGCACAAGCAGCAGCUGGUGGACUUGGGUCUGGAUCUGCAGCAGGUCGUCUUCAUCUGGGGCAGCGAUCUGCAGGAUGUACAGGAACUGGAACAGUUUCGUGCCAGCGACGUGACUGGCCUCAUCUACGAUCGCAUCGACCGUGUGGGUCCCGCCCAAUGGAAGCGUGCGCCCUUCUUCCAGGCCCCGCAGCUGCUUGAGGUGUUCGGCGGACAAUGCGUGGCCAUUGGCAACUCGACGACGGUGCCGGGCGCGAAGCCAACGAAGCCCACGAUCUGGCCCAAAAUGCGAAAAUAAUACGGGGACUGUUUAUUGGAAAACUUGGAAAACAACUAUCUCCGACACUCCGAAGUCUAUAUACCCUUCAGAUAUCUUGCUCAAAAAACUAUUUUUGUAUACAAGCUAUAUUUCCGCACGAUUGCUUUGUUAGGAGUGCUGUAAUAUACCUGGCCGAUUUGAUAUGGUAUGCAUAUGAUAUGUCGAGAGCAAUUCAAAAUAUUAAAGGACAAACGCGUGUUAAAUACAUGAACUUUUGGAUCUAUUAUAUAUAUAUGGCAGCUAUAUAAGAGGAAGAGCUGCCUUUGCGUAGCCUAACUCUUGACCAUAUCAUUGAUAAAAAACACAAAAUAAAAAUUAAUAAAAUACGCUCGCAUUAGAAGCAUGAACGAGGAUAAGGAUAAAUUCUGCGAUUUGUAAGUGGUGAAACAAAAUAUGUUUGAGGAGCGUUUUGUAGCUGUAAAUUGAUCUCAAUAUGGUAUAAAAUGGUUGAGUAAAACUUAAGUAAAUGUUAUUAAA